AGUUGGCGGUUGGAAGCGGCGGUCGGAGUUUGCAGCUCGUGGGGUACUUCGGUUUCUCUGCCGUGGCCUGCAGCCCCUCGGCGGUGGGGCUCGCGGCCGCCGAGCUGGAGGCAGCGGGGCAGCGGGACCAGCCGGGGGCGCCCAGCCGGCCCGCCUGCGAGCCGGGCCCGGGGCAGCAGGAGCGGCGGCCUCGGCCGCCCGUCUGCUUGUCGCAGAUGGAGGCCAGCCUGACGUGCGCCGUGUGCCUGUCCCUGUUCGAGGAGCCGGUGACGCUGCCCCUCUGCUCGCACAACUUCUGCCGGGACUGCGUGCUGGAGUGUCUGGCCUCGGCCGAGGCCGCCCGCCUGCAGCAGCAGCGGGGCCAGGGGCAGGCCCGCCUCUCUCGGGGGGGACCGGGGCCGGGCGCCGGCGGCGGCGCAGCCGGCGCCCGGGUGUCGUGCCCGCUGUGCAGGAAGCUGUGCCCGCUGCCCCGCGGCGGCGCCGCUGCGCUGCCCGUCAACACCACCCUGGCGGAGGUGGUCAAGCUCUACCGCUCUGGCACGGCCAAGGCGGGGGAGGCGGAGCAGGGGCAGGGGCCUGGCCUGCUCUCCCCGCUGGCGCUUGGGGGAUCCUGCCAGAAGCAUCCGAGCCGGCUGGUGCAGCUCUACUGUCGGAUGUGCCGCCAGGCGGGAUGCGGGCAGUGCGUGUCUGAGGAGCACCAAGGCAUCUUCCACUCCGUCAACCUCAUAGACACUGUGUACCAGGAGGAAAAAUUAACCUUCUUCAGCAGUCUGAAAAAAAUGAGAAUAAUAAAUGAGAAGCUGAUGAAUGAAAUCUCAAGUCAACCGAAUGAUAUGGAUAUGGUGCUGAACAAUGAUGCAGAGAUAAUUGCACUGGAAUUUGGAGAAAUUUUCAAAACUCUGGAAAUGAAGAAACGGCAAUUGCUAGAAGAUGUUGAAAAUCAAAGAAGUAAAAAAGAGAAAGAAUUUCAGAUUUGGAAAAAAAUGAAGGAAACUCACAAGAAGACCAUUGAGAAUUUUUUGAAGGAUUGUGAAAAGCUGGUCCACGAGUGUGAUCCUCAGCGUUUCCUGGAGGUGGCCUGUGGCUUGAAUACAAGAAUGAAAACUCAGCUUGACCUGAUGAAUAUAGCAUCCAGCUAUGAAAAACCACCAGAGUAUACUCAAAAGAAGAUGGAUAUCAAACCUGUGGUUAAUGAAAUCUUGGCUUUGAAGUUAAUGCCUGUUAACGUAGGCAUCGUUAAAGAUCUACCUUCAGGAGGAAACAAGAACUCAGCAAAAAAUACUCUAUUUAAAGAUAACACAAAGCAAUGGCAGGACCAGAAGAAUAUACCCAACACGUUUCUUCCUGUAGCAGGACAGGAGGAGGCACUAGCAGACGGUAGCAGGAUCUGUACUCGCUUAAUGUCAAUAUCGGAAAUGUCAGCAUUUCAAAACAUGAGUCAUGAGGAGUUACGUUACAAAUACUAUAUGGAACAUCAGAAGCUCACCAAUGAGUUCAAGACACAUGCUUUAUCUGCAAAUAAAAAGUAUAAAUUUGUAGUUGCUGAGGCGUUGAAGGAUAGGUCCUCAGAAACUCCUUUUGCAUCUUCACUUACCAAAGGAAAUGACACAGAUAAAGUAAAAAUGGGAACCCUGCGAAGAGCAGAUGGCUUUGAGAGAAGCUUUUCUGGAACCAGUAAUCACAGCAUCCCAUCCACAAAUACGAACUUUUCUGAAACAAAUGGUAACUUAAAAUUAUUUCAUGAGAGAAGUUCCCAGGAAGUAACCACUCCAGCUUUAUCAGAAAACUCUAAAGACUCAGUAAUUAAAGAAAAAUUGCCAAUACAGGCAUCGGCGGUUAUUGUUUCCAACGACAUGGACACAAAUUCUAGCACUUCAACUGGCUUAAAACCAGCAGCAUCAGUAGCUGUUUCUGUUUCAAGUUCAGAAUUUCUAGAUGUUUCUGCAGAGAAACUUUCUGCUUCACCUUUUGCUUUCAGUGCAUGUAACAGCUCAUUACCCAGACUUAUUAAAGAUGCAGGUACGUCUUCCUUUAAAAAGAAAGACAGGAAAUACGUUUUACCUCAGUUUUAUCUGGGAAAAUGUGAUCAUGUGGAUAAAACUGAUAACCAGGAUGAAAGCAAACUUAGAAAACAUGGUCCUGUAACAAACCCCACAGUUUCUGAUGCUUCAACCAGUCCUAAUUUAGACUCGGCAGAAAGUAAGCAGCCAAAUUUUUCACUUCCCUUUGGCAGUUCAGAAGGAGAUUGUUUUGCAGGAUUGGGAGUCAGCAAUUCAUUUAAGGUUUUACCAUUACCUUCACCUUUUAGCCAAUCUGAGAAGCCAUCAGACAAAAAUACAUCAACUCACAUGACAGAAAAAACACUUUCUGCAAAGGAAACUACAGAAUAUGACACACAGAAACCACCUGUCUCAUGGGAAGAAAAAGCUAAUGCCUCAGAAUCCAUCACAGCUGUAGCUUGCAGCACUUCAGAAACCAACACUGCAGCUGGGGUGAAUGAUGUCUCCCAGUCCCCCCUGCUCCCCACUAAUUGUGUAUUUUCCUUCAAAAAUAACUGUUUUCAGUUGCCUUCACCAGUAUUUUCAUUUGGAAGUAUUGUCAGAAAUACCUCUGAUUCACUGACUUCUCCCAUGUUUUUGUCUGGAAAUAGUACUGAAAAAAUGGAAAAAGAGACAAUGAAAUCUCUAGAUUUAGAGGUGUUUCAUCAGGAGAAGUCUGCAUCUUCAGAGUGUGCAGAGCCUGCUUCUAGACAUAGUCAUCCAAAGUGUGAAGGUUCAUUCUUUGCCGUGAACUCAUCUAAGAAAACAGAAAGUGCAGAAGUGCUUGCUGAUAGUAAUUCUUCCUGUAGUCAGCCUUUAUUCAGUUCAGUUGUCCUUCCUGUUAAAUACGAGAAUGCAUCUUCCACUCAACCUAUUAUUACAGUAGCAAACCAACAAACAGAGGUAAAAGAUGAAGAAAGUGAAAAUAACUCUUCCUGUCCUGGGAGGGAAGAUGAACCCAAAUCCGUUUCGUUUCAGAACGCAGCUUGUUCUGUUCCUGGCACGUGCAAUGAUCCAUCAUUAGGAGGGUCUGUGCUUACAGUAAAUGAGGCUGGAGGAAUGCCAAGUGACAGUGAUUCUGACACUGAAGAGCUGAGUCAAAUAUCCAUCUCUACUGAUACCAGCAGCGUAUCAGAAUAGUUUUCUGUUCUCAAAGACAAUAUAUCUACUAGAAGAAAAUUGGAGACAUGAAGAGAGAGUGAAAUGGCAGAUAACUAUACUUAAAUUAAGCUGGAGUUAAAUAAAUGCUACUUAACAUAUUAAAAAGUGGGAAUACCUGUGCUUUUAACAGCUGUUAAAUUCUCCGAUUCUUGCCAAUUGAAGUAUCUCAGUGUUAGAAACAUAACUGCUUAUCAGCAAGUACAAUGUACCAAAGUGAUUUUUAUAGUACAAACCUAAACUGAAGAAAGAACUGAAAAUGUUGUGUCUUGUUAUAAAGACUUAAGUAUGACCACAUAGGCUGUAUCUUUAAGAGGGCAGACCUUCUGAGAAGUGCCACUGGGGUGUGUGUGGGUGGCAGGGGCUGCAGUGUCCCAGAAGGUGGGUUCAGUGAAGCGUGGGCAGCAGAAGCAGUGUAUUGCUGUUUUGGCACAGCAGCACUUGCACCAGGGUUAGAUCGGUAAGGAGAGUUCAGCCAACAGCCUUCACCUCAUGGGCAGGGAGGGCGCAGAGCUAUGGGGAAGACAAAGGGUGUUGAAGGGCAUUACUGAAAAUUGUUUUGUGUAUCUCCCUUUGGCUGUUUUCUUCUUCUAUGAUGUAUUUAAUGUACAUUGAAGGUGUAACUUCUAGUGUAAUUUCAAUAAUUUCUCUUCAGCAUUUGAAAUUGAAACACCACAUCGAUGUUCUUGUUACACAUUGCAGAAGGGAGCCAGCUAUGCUUCUGAAAUGCUGCCUUUCUGAAAAGUAACCAUCACAAUUUUCAGUUCCUUUUGGCAGCAGCUUAGGAAUCAGUGGGCAGAUAUUAACUUGUUGGUUUGAUUCUCCUAAUGCUUUCAUCUAGCUUUUAAAACGCAAAACCUCCUUUUAAAAUUUGUGUAGCGACAGGAAAAAAAGGAAAACAGCACUUCUCACUGUAAGUAUUCAUGAUCCAGAACUCAUUCGAUUUUGAGUUUGUGAAAUAUGACACAAAGUGAGGAUUAAAAAAGACCAUCUUUUCUAAUUUAUUAAGCCUUUUGUUACAUCCAAGAGAGAAUUGUGCUUUAGCUAUUAGAAUACGUAAACAGUAGUACUAUUUCAGAUUAAAGCUCUAUUUCAUUUAGUGUUCACUCUCCAGCAAGAGCUGGUGCUAGAUUUCAAAUAAAUUAAUCCUGCAUUAGGUAAAUCAACUAUCAAGUAUUGGAUCAGAAUGUAGAAUGUUUAAUAUCCCUUCAGAAUUUUUCACUGGCAACUAGACAGUUGUCUUUUUUUUUUCCUAAUAUCCAAAUUAUUUUUGUAACUUCAUAGGACAAGUAUCACUUAAAUUUAAAUCUCUGCAAGGCUUUCUAAUAUAUUUACUGUGACAGAAUACUAUUCUUGGUUUAGGAAACGUUGACCUAAUUUUGAUUUGUGUUAAAUUCUUGGCCUCAGUUUUUCUGUGGCAGGGCAUUUCUCUAUUAAAUCUGCAGGAAAAUAGUUUCUAGAAUUUAUAAAACUUACUAAUCUUCCCUUUGCAUCUGCAUUAUAGUAGGGAAGGUGGUGAAAAAUCUCUUUAUUGUUAGUUUUAUAGUUCUUUAUGUUAAUCUAAGUAUUACUGUAUUUCAGUUUUCUCCUAAGAAUUGUUCUGCUUUUAUCUCUAGACAUUCUUGUCAUGUUCUACUGCGUGUGUAGGAGAGAAGUGUUAAAAAGGUAUUAAGUGAAAUUACUGGGAGACAAAGGCUGAGUGUGACAAUAAUGGCAGAGAGCAUCAUGGCUGGAGGUUGAUCUCACUAUAAUGAAAACGAGGGAAAUGGAGCAAUUUUAGAGAGACAGAUAAGGCAUCUAUAAAAUUUGUUGCCAGAAGGUUGUAGAAAAAUGUUUGUUUUCUGCUACAGUAACCAAAAAAAAAAUCCUAGUGGGUUAGGGUUAUUAAGAAACCCUAUUGAAUUUCUUAAAAUUGCUUAUUUUUGACAUAUCUUCUGUUCUUUUACAGUGUUUCAUGAGAGUUUUGGUAAAGUUAGACUUAAAAGCAGAUACUUCAUCUUUUAGUGAAAAGACACCGUUAUAAAAUCAUAAAGCAAAUAGACAAUGAUACACUGUUUUUAAAAGCAGAAAUUGUUGGGGUGUGGGUUCAAUGGAGUUCUAGGACUGCUUUCCAAGCAUGGCGAGUUGUCAAGGGCAUUAUAGCUCAGCAUUCAGGUUUUACAGGGGGAGAUGAGCAGUCAGCAGGAUAUUUUAUUUACAGUAUGUCACAGUAAUAUUACAGUCCAUCCAGAUAUGAAAUCAGAAUUAUAGAAUUUUUUAAAUAUUUUCACAGGUUGAUUCUGUGGUCAUUUUGACUUAAUCGCUUUGCCAUCUUUCACUAUUGACUCCUUACUAAAAGCCAUACCAGGAGGGAGGUGCUUUUUAUGUACAUUAUUAAAAGUGAAAUGUUGAUUACUGUUACUGAUGCUUUAAGAGACGUUACAGACUUCAGCAUAUAAAAUUAGUACCCUGUGAUAGACCCAAUAAGUUUGUUUUUCACUCAGGAUUUCAUGCUUACUCAUCAAAUAAUUGAGAACACAAUAGGACCAAUUUCUGACUUCAAUUCCUCAGUCAAUUAGUUGUGUCUUAGCUAAAAAGAUUACUCCAUUUAUAUUGGGAAGCAGAAAUACAGAAUGGUCUAAAUAAGGUCACUUCUACCCUAGUUGAGUAACAGUUGUGCAAGAUUUAUCUACAUAUGGCAUGACUUGCCAGACAGUAAAGAAUAAUUUGAGUAAAUUUUAUUGUCCAAGCAGAGUUAAAGCAGUCUUUUCUACCACUGUGCUCCAUUUCUGUCAUAAUUUUGAUUCACACAUUAAAAAACUGGAAGGAAAAAAAAGAGUUUAAGUCAGUUGAUGGGAGCACAGGAGCACUUCCUGACUCCAAACAGGUUCUCCCCCCCCCCCAGUAUCUCCUACCAACAUGUUGCGUGUGUAGUGCUGCCUAAAGAGAUUUCACAUUAAAGACUUCAUCAGUGAUCGCUAGAUGAACAGCAGAGCUAAUUGGAAGAAAUGGGAUUCUGAAUUGUCCUUGAUGCACCUUUUGCUUAUUAUCAAUAGAGAGUAACUUCUGUCACUAUCUUGGUCAUCAUUAUAAAACUGUAUAUCGCAAUGAGGACACUUUCCUAGGUUAUCUAAAUAUUACUAUGUGUGUAUAUAUAUAUUUUUUCAGACUGAGUAGACUAAUAUUUAGUGUUAAACUGAAGAAUUUUCAGGAAUAGUGUGAAAAUACUGCUGGAAGCUUUGCUCUUUCUAGAAAAAAACCAAGAAAAUAGGGAUAAUUAUUUUAC
Molecule: messenger RNA, 6462 nt
Organism: Grus americana (Whooping crane)
Lineage: Eukaryota; Metazoa; Chordata; Aves; Gruiformes; Gruidae
Exons: 8
Coding region: 216-3179 (987 amino acids)
Molecular function (GO): zinc ion binding
Source: RefSeq, a predicted model, not a curated record